UAUUGAUUUGAGAGGAGCAUCUCCUCUUUAAAAGGCUGUAGCUUCAGAACUUGCAGAAAGCAAUACAAAGAAGAUAGCUAUAAAAAAAGAAGGCAGAGAUAGAGAGAGAAAUUAAUUUGUAAAAAGAGAGGUGGAAUUGGAAAUCAUGGUUUCUAGAGAGCACAAGAUUGACUCACAGCACGAUAAGCUGCAGCUUCUUCGUUCAAUCACUCAUUCUCAUGCAAUUAAUGAAACAUCAAUAAUAGUAGAUGCAUCAAACUAUAUUAAAGAAUUAAAGCAGAAAGUAGAGAGUCUGAAUAAAGACAUAGCAAGUGCAAGCGACCUGAAUUCAUUGCCUCAAGUUACAGUAGAAAUCCUCGAAAAGGGCUUCUUAGUGAACGUUUAUUCAGCAAAAAAUUGCUCUGGAUUGCUUGUUUUCUUAUUGGAAGCUUUUGAGGAGCUUGGUCUCGAUGUUCUUGAAGCUAGGGUUUCUUGUCAAGACAGAUUUCAUUUACAGGCAUUUGGAGGAGAAAAUGAAGAAGACGAAGAAAACUACAUCAAUGCCCAAAUGGUGCAACAAGCAAUUUCCGAAGCCAUCAAAAACUGGCAUGGAAGUAAUGAGAAAGACUGAUCAGGGUUAUAUGCUGCCAAGAUCGAAUCGUGAUCAAACUCAAAAACAUUUUGGGAAGGUAAUGAUAAAUCAAUAACCUUGAAAUUGUUGUGAUGUGAGUCGAACAUAUCUCUUUACUGGAUGAUGAUUCCAUAUCAUGUUUAUAUAUAGUGUAAGGCUUGGCAAGAUGUGCUUUAUUAAGGCAGCCGAAGUUUGUCUACUACUUGACAUCUGAUGCAAAAGUUAACUAGCUAAAGCUUUUUCUACGUUAUAAUAUAAUGAUUGUGAAAUAUGACAUAAAGCUAGUGUAUAUAAUCCAAGAAAAAAGAAAUUAUAUGGACCUUCAUAGGAAUUCCAUAAAAAAUAAUUGUUGUCCCAAACUUUUGUCUAUAGUGAGUAAAAGAAUAACUUAAGAAUUAAGCUAGUUGUAGACCCAUGGUGUACAAUUAGUUUGACACCCUUUGAGGUGUUAAAAUUGAGGUCGUUGAUCUGAUUAAGUAUUGUUAAAAUCAAUGGUAAAACUGUGUAUUUUGUCAAAGAGUGUAAACAAAAUUGUCAACCAUGUGCAAGUGUAGCAAAAAUUAAUAGCUUAAUAGUGCAUGGAACUGCAUGCAUACGGCUAUGGCACCUUUUGGUUUUAAUAUACACUUAAUAAUAGAGUGUGAGAUGAUUCUUGAUAAGGAAGUACAGUCUCAAUAAGAAUUUUCAACAUUCGUCUUUGAUAUUUGAUGGUUCAUUAAUACUGGUGAAAGUUUAAAUAAGCCGAAUAGUUUAGACCUAAAAUGUGGAGUCGAAAUAAUAAAAAACUAGAAUUCACAAUUUAUUAUCUCUAGAUGAUUAAGUUUAAUUAAUCCAAUUAAAUCCUAAAUCAUGCAAGUAAUUUAGAUCAAAAGCUAUAAAAUAAAUAAUAAACACCAAAUAUGAUCGCAGAAGAAAAUCCCUAACUAGAUUAAAAACUUCUGAGCAAACUUGUUAGCAAAAUUCACUAGAAAAUUUAACUGACAAUAGUCUAGACACUGUUAAUUCUUAGUUAACUCUAACCACAUAACUUGUAAACCACCAAGGAAUUCCUUUGAUUGUGCACUCCCACACUUUUUAGAACUCUAAACUACAUUUUUCUCCAUGUGGAUCUAUAAGAAAGAACCUCGUCCUUGAGCCUCAAAACUCCUAGCACCUCUUCCCAAAACUCUAGAACUCUAAAGACUUGGCGAAGGUCGGAUUUUGUUUUUAUGUUUGAUUAAGGAUCUUUUUGUGCUUUG
Messenger RNA from Olea europaea var. sylvestris, 1848 nucleotides. Its product is annotated as transcription factor SCREAM2-like. Gene Ontology annotation, biological process: regulation of DNA-templated transcription. Gene Ontology annotation, cellular component: nucleus. The coding region runs from base 146 to 610 and encodes 154 amino acids. NCBI's taxonomy places the organism in Eukaryota, Viridiplantae, Streptophyta, Magnoliopsida, Lamiales, Oleaceae. Gene Ontology annotation, molecular function: sequence-specific DNA binding; DNA-binding transcription factor activity. The record is from RefSeq and is a predicted model, not a curated record. The transcript has 5 exons.